Messenger RNA from Corylus avellana, 528 nucleotides. NCBI's taxonomy places the organism in Eukaryota, Viridiplantae, Streptophyta, Magnoliopsida, Fagales, Betulaceae. The record is from RefSeq and is a predicted model, not a curated record.
AUGGAGAGGCCAACGCGAAAAGCCCUAGCAGUCAUGACAUGGACCAAGCCCCGUGAAGGUUUUGUGAAGCUAAAUUGGGACGCUGCCAUCGACGUCACGAGGCAGGAAAUGGAAAAUGGAAUUAUUGCGCAUGACCACACCGGCACUGUCUUGGCAGCAUUAUGUGCAUCGCGACCGCUUGUUACUGACCCAGCUAUUGCCGAAGUCAUAGCUGCUUGGAAAACUACGAAAGUCUGUAAGCACAUGGGGUUCUCAAAAGUUAUCAUUGAAGGAGACUCGCUUGAAGUGGUUACAGCUUUGCAGGGUGAUGAUUGUCGUUGGAACAGAUUCGGUUCACUGGUAAAUGAUACAAAGUCUUACUUUAAUAGCCUCCAGGAAUGGCACGUGAGACAUACAGAGCGUCUGGCAAAUAAUGCAGCCCAUUUGCUUGCUAAACAGGGGCUAACAGUUACUGAAGACCAUCUAUGGCGGGAAGAUUUCCCUCUUUGUAUUCAGCAAACUGUACUCUCGGAUAAAGGGCCUUUUUAA